This is a messenger RNA of Podospora pseudopauciseta, 504 nucleotides long. RefSeq lists its product as uncharacterized. The record is from RefSeq and is a predicted model, not a curated record. Lineage: Eukaryota; Fungi; Ascomycota; Sordariomycetes; Sordariales; Podosporaceae. The transcript has 2 exons. The coding region runs from base 1 to 504 and encodes 167 amino acids.
AUGCCUACGAGCUACCUUAUCCGCCGUCUAGUGGAGAAUGGAAAAGAGCUUCUUGUCGACAUUCCUGUCGAUGAUCGAAACCGGCUUCAACCAGACCUUCCUUCCCUCAAGGGGCAGGAUUCGACUUUGGAGGCCGCAAUUGUACUGGUCGCCCGUGACAGCGCUGCUGAUUUUUUGGAGGCAGCGGAGGGCCCCACACGGCCCAACAGGCCCUGGAACUUCCCAGUUCGAAAUAUGCUGGUUUUUCGAUAUCUCUGUGCAAAGGUUUGGGACUUGGACAAGAACAAAGGGUUAGCAAUCCUCCCUUAUCAUGAUGUGGAUCGGAUAUUGAAGGCGAUUUUGGAGACAAAGGACUUCGAAUUCUUCGAAAAGGCUGCAUCUCAGACUGAGGGCCGAAUGUCGUCGAGCUUCUUCUACUGGGCUGCAGGAAUGAUCAAGGCUGGUAGCUUGGCCAUGAUGGAUAUCGAGAAGGGGCUUGUCGCCGCAAUUUUGAGAUACCCAUGA